This is a messenger RNA of Trichoderma reesei QM6a, 2376 nucleotides long. RefSeq lists its product as uncharacterized. Gene Ontology annotation, molecular function: actin binding; microtubule binding. Gene Ontology annotation, biological process: actin filament polymerization. Gene Ontology annotation, cellular component: actin filament; cytoplasm. The transcript is spliced from 3 exons. The record is from RefSeq and is a predicted model, not a curated record. Lineage: Eukaryota; Fungi; Ascomycota; Sordariomycetes; Hypocreales; Hypocreaceae. The coding region runs from base 1 to 2376 and encodes 791 amino acids.
AUGGCCAUUCGAUAUACCGCAGAGCAUCUGCUCUUCUUGAGGGAGUCGCCACUAUGCGUCAAACCCGAGAAACUGCCUCCGGCCGAGGAAUGGAUGGGAACAAACCGGCCAACGAUCGGCCUCGAUCUCUGGACAAUCCGCUCCUUGACCAGACCACUCGCCGCCCUGGUAUCAAUCAUACUUCGCGGACGAGUACAAGUUAGUUUGAUCUUGGGACAGCAUGAUGUGGAUUGUUUCUGUGAUGCUGACAUUGCGACCCUUCAAGAUCCCGAAGACAUCGUCUUUGCCCCUCCUCGGAUGGCAUUCGCUUCAUCCGGCCGCGGCAGCAAGACGCUGGAUGGCGAAAAGCCAACCAAAGACGCCGAUACGACCGGUCGUUUCGCCUUGCGCAACCGAAAUAGCGAAGCGGAUGGAGACCGUUUGCGCGCGCCCAACGCUGCUCGCCGCCGCGGAGAAAACGAUCAAGACAACGAAGGCUGGAGCACAGUAAAACCCCGCAAAAGUUUUGGUGCUGAGGGCGCCGAGCGCUUCCACGGCCGCAUGGGUGGCAAUUUUCGCGAUGAGAAGAAGCCGCUGCGGGAACCUGAUCGCGAGGUCACUCGCGAUCGCUCGACCAGAGCCUUUGAUCCCUUUGCCCGGGACACCAAGGAUGCCGACAAUGACGCCCGAACACGCACCACUGCUGGCAGGAGCAAAGUGGACUCUUGGCAUAAAUCGGAGUCGACGACGGCGGAUUUGCCCAUUCCCGAGCGAAGAGAGCGGGAUCGGACAAGGAGCUGGAGAGAUCGAGACACUGCCGAAGCUGCCGAUGAUCGUACCAACGGGAGGGCCCCCGACAGGCGCUGGGCCCGCGAUCGCGAACAGCGUGUCGAGCGUGAGCCCGAGUGGUUCGACGAACCUGCCGAGGUACUUCGCGAAGCGCAUACACAGCAAGAUUUCCAGAAGUGGAUGGAGCAGAUGAAGAAGGGCAAAGGAGGCGGCGACUCUUCCGCACCGGCAGCGGCUCCAGCAGCUCCGGAACCUGCUCAAGUCGAGAAGCCUCAACCACCUCCUUCCCAGCCUUCUACCGUCGAGGCUCGUCCUGACAAGUUCUUCAUGGCCUUUGGUUUGCAAAGUCCCUUGGAACCAAACUCUCCACCCACCGAAAUCAGCGACGCCGCAGCUGUCAGGCCCAAGACCGUGGGCAAGUCGUCAAGGUUCACUUCUUUCUUCCACCAGCCCCAAGAGGAGCAGCGAAACAGAGCGGAACAGUCCACGAGCGUACCCCCUGCCUCCACUCAGUUCCCCCCAGGGCUGGGCCCGCUCUCAUCGCUUGCGUCCCCCCCUGAAGAAGAGAAGCAGGCUUUCCAGCAGCUGCUACUAAAGCUUCAGAAGCAAAAGAUGAGCGCCACUCCCCCGGCUUCUUCGCCCUUUUCUCCUCCAUCUCAGGGGAACCCACUUUCCCAGGGCAUUCCACUGUCCCAGGUCAACCCUCUCGACAUGUCGAAGAAGAGCAACUUGACAUCUCCGGAGCCGUUUCAUCAGUACGGCGGAGAGAGGAUCAACGGCGGCAUAGGUCGUCCGCCGCCGCCACAGCAUGUUCAAGAGAUUCUCGCCCCUCGACCCCAGCAGCAGACUGCUCGACCAGACCAGCUUCUCCAAGACCUCGUGGGGCACCACCAGCGCAUCUCCAGUCAGAGUUCGGGGAUGCCUGACCAGGCUCGGAAUAAUAACAAUACCGAGUUCUUGAUGAAUCUCAUGAGAAUGGGGCCUAGUGCUCCCCUGAACAUGCCCCAACCCCAGCAGCAGCCUCAGCCUCAGCCGCAGCAGCAGAUGCAAAAGCAAAUCCCCUUGCAAGAGUCGGAAUUCUCGCCGAGAGAGGCCCGGGGAGUGCAGCAGCGCCAGAUGCGUCCCCAGCCGCCCCCUGGAUUCCCCAUGGACGAGUCGUUCCACAACGCCGAUCGCGAUUCCCGCCUCGGACAGCCCACCCAGAUCUUGCAACGACCCCCUCCGCCCCCCGGGCUUGACCAGAUGCCACCUAGUUGGAUGACGAGCGGAGGCCAGAUGCCGCCACCGCAACAGCGCGGCCCCAUGAUGCCUCCUCCUGGAUUGCCCGGCGGCCUGAACCGCAACGUCCCCAUGCCGCACAUGUUCCCGCCCAACUUCCCUCCUGGUGCCAUGCCGCCCCCAGAUGCUAUGGCCGGUAUGCCUCCUCGCAACAUGCCUCCGCCGCCUCCUGGCUUUUUCAACGGACCGCCUCACGGGUUCAUGCCCCCUGGACUCGGUGGAUACAACGGACCCCCCGGCCCGCCAGAGGCUUUUGGCGGAUCUCCUUUUGAGGCCCGUGGUAUGCCUCCAGGCGCCGCCGGCCGGGGCGCCGCUUUUGGUCGGCCGUAG